AUGGAUCGUGGAAUAUCAGAGACUAAGUUACAGAUACAUCUUAAAUCUUAUAAAAAUAACAACAGCAAAAGCAACAACAACAACAACAACACUUCAACAAAGACAGCGACAACAAUGAUAAAGACGACGACGGCGACAACGAAACUAACAACAAUGUCAACGACGAUGACAACAACCAAAACAAAAAGUGAUAGUAGAGGAAAGAAAAAUAUUGAUGGAAAUGCAGGGAAAAAUAGUUAUGAAAAAUCUCUGACAUCGCAAUUAUUGGAUCUUCGCAAAAUUUUAAAGGAAAACUCUGUAGCAAAGAAUAAAGAGCUGAUACAGUACAUGAAUAAAAGAAAGAAAUCUUACAACUAUUCACAGAUCUUCAAAAACAUACUCUGCUAUCCCAGAACAAAGUCUCUUAUAAACUUCGAAAAACUGAUAGUCAACAUUGAGAAAUCUCUGACUCGUAUCAAUUCAAAAUAUGGACCCAUUAAUUUUCUCUAUGCGAACGCAGAUAGACUACAAGAGCUUAUAAAUUGGUGGUUAAUGGCUAAGUUUGUAGCAAAGAUGGAACUUAACAACUUAAUUGUCGCGACAGAUAGUACAAAGCUUACACCAAUCCUUUCCAAACUCUCAAUAAACACAGUUUUUAUCGACACUACAAUAACACAAACCGAAAUUGAACGCAUUCAUAAAAAUAUAAUUUGGCUGUACAGAAUCAUCUUUUGGCGUCUUUUAAACUCGUAUGGCUAUGACGUAUUAUGCUUUGAUACCGAUGCGAUUGUUUUAAACGACCCUAUUAGUCAUAUAGAGAAGAAUUAUCCAGACGCUAGCAUUGUAGCUUCGAUGACCAACAAAGCACCAAAAAAUGUCAAUCACGAGUGGGGCUUUACCUUGUGCAUGGGGCUUGUGUUGUUUAGGAAGGAGAUGAAUAGUCAACGUUCGUUCUGGGGCUUCUUGGACGAUAUGUGUACGGCACGAUUGGUACAUGUAGUAGGCGACCAGAGGUUGAUCAACGAGGUGCUUAUUGGUGAAGGCAUCAAGUGGAAUGUAAAUUACAAAGAACAACAAGAGAAGAUCGACCUUGGUAACAUACUAGUAACUGGCAAGACAACAGAUGGUUUAAUAGUAAAGGUCCUGUCUCCAAACGAUUUCUGCAGAUUAGCAUGCCACAAGGGUCAAACGCAAUAUGUAUGGCAUAAACGAACUGAACACAAAAAUUGGUUGCUGAAAAAUGACUGGGAGAAGUUAUUGACAAAAGUGAAUGACAUAAGAAUGUUGGUUAAUAUGACCCUAUAUCUUGAUUUAAAGGAUUAUAACAUUGCUAUCACAGACUUGUUCGAUGAUGAACGUCCAAAAGAAAAAUUUAAAGAUUUUGACCGUCAACGUUCAUCAAAUUAAAUGGCUGCUCAAUAAAUUCACAUCAAUUCCUGAUAUACUUACAUUAUGAAAGUACAAAUUCAACCAGUUAGCCUAAGUAUCGAUUGCGUUAUAAAGGAUCAAAUAAGACAGCCAGACCAUCGCAAAUAAUGCAUUGACACAC
Messenger RNA from Owenia fusiformis, 1528 nucleotides. Lineage: Eukaryota; Metazoa; Annelida; Polychaeta; Sabellida; Oweniidae. The record is from the annotation of a GenBank genome assembly.